GGAAGUUUUUGUUAAGUGAAAUGGACCGAAUCUAGAUAACUUUCUCCUAUCCGGGUAUUUCCGUGUUUCACUUGGCAGUCAUUUAUUCCAAAUAGAUUUCAAAACUAACUCUUCAGUCUUGAAAACUGGCACUGCAGUAAAGUAACAUUGACGUCACUUCUCCGCCCCAUGUGAAGGGAAAAGUUGGUGUCAAAAAUCACAGAAAAAUGAUUAUUAAGGAAUUUCGUGUUGUUCUUCCUAUUACAGUAGAAGAGUAUCAAGUGGGGCAGCUCUACUCUGUUGCAGAAGCUAGUAAAAAUGAAACUGGUGGCGGAGAAGGCAUUGAGGUGCUUAAAAAUGAACCUUUUGAUAAUGUACCUUUAUUAGGAGGAAAAUUCACUAAAGGCCAGUAUACUUAUAAGAUCUAUCACUUAGCCAGUAAAGUUCCAGCAUUUAUUCGACUUCUGGCCCCUAAAGGAUCUUUGGAAAUUCAUGAAGAAGCCUGGAAUGCUUAUCCUUAUUGUAAAACAGUUAUAACGAAUCCUGAUUAUAUGAAAAACAAUUUUUUUAUAAGCAUUGAAACAAUGCAUUGUCCAGAUGCUGGUGAUCAACAUAAUGUUCAUGAGCUGCCACCAGAGAAGCUGAAACAACGAGAUGUAGUGUUUAUAGACAUUGCAAAUGAUACUGUAGAAAGUCGGGAUUAUAAAGAAACUGAAGAUCCAACUAAAUUCAAAUCUGAGAAAACAGGAAGAGGUCCAUUAGUUGGAAACUGGCAGAAAAAUUGUACUCCUAUAAUGUGUGCCUAUAAAUUAGUGACUGUAGAAUUUAAAUGGUUUGGAUUACAAAAUCGGGUGGAAUCAUUUAUUCAAAAGACAGAGCGAAGAAUUUUUCUCAACUUUCAUCGUCAAGUAUUCUGCUGGUUGGAUAGAUGGCAUGGUAUGACAAUGAAAGAUAUUAGGGAUUUGGAAGAUAAAACUAAAAGGGAAUUGGAUGAACAACGCAACAAAGGUCAUGUUCGAGGAACUCAAGAAAUUUGAUCUGUGCAGAAUUAGAUCACUACCAACUUUUCCCUGUAUUUUGGAAAAGCAACACUCACUGCCUAAUUCCAUAGCAUCUAUAGGAAGGAAGUAUAGUUAUAUGUUUAUGAGGGUAAAUAUGGUACCUGGAUUUACUGUUGUCCAAGGCAUUUUGAGAUUGAAGUCCAACUUUGGCUUUAGAAAUUGAAAAUGUUUUGCAUACAUCAAAGAAAUUUAUUUUUUUAUAUAUAGUAAUAUAUUUCAAACAGCUCUUUAAAGAGUUAGUCAUUAUUUCUCUCAAUCAACUAUGUACAUAUGCUUUCUUUUAUUGCAUUACAGAAUUGUGUUUAUAUAUAGAGUACCAAGAAGCUGCAUUCCAAACCUACAACAAUCCAUUUUCCGUCUUAAAAUUUACAGUUCAUUUGAAGAAUGUUUUAAUUUUAUUUAUGCAUAUAUGUAACUUUUACUCAUGUAAUUCUUUUGGUUAAAUAUUUGUACUAAUGUCUAUUAUUUUUAGGUUUUUGGAAUGUAGUUGAUUAUAAUUAUACUAUUUUAUGCUCAAAUUCUACGAAAGUAUAUUUUUUUGGUGAUAUGUUAGAUCUACACUAUAAAUGUAAAUAACCAUCUUUUAUGUACAUAGUUCUAGAAACCUUAUUUAUGUGUAUUGUUACCUGAAUUGUUACUAAAUUUAGUCUAGUCAUUUUUAAUCCAAAUAGCAACUAUCAGCAGAUGUACAGUGAAUAAAGAAAACUAUACCAAAGAAUUCUUUCCUAUUGUAUAUUCUGCUGAUAAUACUUGAAGAAUUUCUCAUUUUCGGAAUAUUUAUUUUUAACAUAUUUAUAAUUCUUAUUUUGUUAUUUGGAAAGGAGACUAAUUUAUGAAUUUCACAGCUAUGUCAAUAAAAAAAGGUCUGAUUUUAUGUGGUAACAAUUAUUUGUAAUCGGUCUGCUUAUUGUAGUGUUAUUUUUGUGUAUGUAAUGGCAUUAUCAUCCUGCAUCUUUUUUGUCUUAUUUAUUUAGUUUGUGAUUACCUCAUAUUUUUGUGAAGGGUAGGGUUCUUGCCAUUUUCAAAGGAAAUUAUCAUUUAUAGAUCUUUCAUGAUUUGUUUAUGCUGUUAUUGAAUUUUAGUCAUAAGGAAUCAUAAGGGUUCUGUUAGUCAUAAGAUUCUGUGAAAUUGAUUUUAUUAAAUCUUAAUCAUACUAUAAUAAUACUUUUAUGUUAUUAUGGAAUUACUCACUUUUAAAUAGAUUAUAUUUAUACAGGUUCAUAUAAUAAUUAAUCAUAAAAUGUAAUAUAGGAUAUGAUAUUUGAAUGUGUAGAGACAAAUAAUGCACAGCUGAAAUUAUUUAUAAGAUAAAUGUUGAAUAUUUCAAAAUAGUUUAUGACACUGAUGCAGAUUAUACACCUCUACUGACUAGAUAAUAAAAUAUAUACAAUUUUAGAAUGUUAAAUUUAUUGCAUAUUUCAUUAAUUAAACUUUUUUGAAAGCAAAUGAAAUGUUAAUUUCUUAUAUGAAAGCAGCCAGCUGUUAUAAAUUUAUUCAGCUGUCUAGGAAAUAUUUUUAUUGUAGAUUAACUAAUUUAAUUUGAAAUCAGUGUUUCACAAUAAAAAAAUGUUGGUUAAAAUCUAAAUUAAUACAAAAUAUUGUAUAGUCUAAAUAUAGAAAAGUUCAAUCAAACAAAUUACUGUUUGCAGUACAUUGUCUGUGUACAAAAAUGUUUGAUUAUAUUUGCUAGAAUUGUUGAAGUUUUAAAAAGUUUUGCAUUGGUUAUAGAACGGAUAAUGUCAUAAAUGUGAUGUUUUGAGUUUUGUUAUAUUUGAGUGGUUUUUAAAGUUGUUUUACUAUUUGUUUUGUUUUAAUGAUAGUUUAUCACAUUUGUGUUCGCUCCAAAGAUACCGUGUUAUAAAUUGGUACUAUAUUGAAUUUUUUAAAUUUUACAUUUCUUCUUUAUGGGUAUAUUUAUUUUGACAGAGUUUAUUUAUAAUGUAUACUUUAUAUAUUAAAUAUUUUUACUUGGAUAUGUAUAUUUUUUUCCUACCCGGUAAAUGUCCCAGUUGUAUAAAUUACUUUAUCUUCAUGAAUUAGAAAUUAUUUUUACUAAUCCAGAAGUUAGCUGUUUUUAACAUGCUUUAUGAAGAAUAUAGGAUCGACUUGAACGAUCAUGUUUAAAACAAAACUUGUCAUCCAUAAAAAAAAAAUAAGGAAGAAAAAUUAGGAAUAAUGCAUAUUUUUUGCUAUAGUAUGUGAAUUAAAAUGACAAAUUUUGUUAUGAGCAUGCAACCAUUAGAUAGACAGUUAUUUCAUUUUAGACUUAAGAAAUUAAAAAAAGUCUCUACCAUUUUUAGUAUGCAGUUAUAUUUUGUUAAUAGUGGAUGUAUAAAGUUGUUUAAAUAAUGUAAAUGUCGAGUUCUCCUUAAGUAGUUUUUAAAAUAAAUUAGUGAUGUUUAAUUAUUCAGACUUUUAAUAAAAUAUUCAUCAAUAUAGUUCUUAAUAUGUGAAGUUUAAUAAAUGUCUUGAAAUUAAGAGCAUUUUAAUUUUGUUAUGUAUUAAAGUACAUCUCUUGAACACCUUUUGCUGUUAUUUUACAAUUAACCACAGAACUCCCUAUUUUACUACAAUGUUCUAUUUUAGAAAGUUAUUUCAAAUCAAUAAUGGUCGCCAUUAAAACUGAGCCCAAACAAAAAAAAGCUUUAUGCAUAUUUAUUGUGCAUCUUCCUUUUAAUCCAUGCUUGUUCAUUGCCAUGUUUUAUAUCUGAAGGGCUUUGGCAUAUUUAUUUUUAAAAUUUAGAUUUCAUUUUUAAGUUUAGAUCUAGUCAUGUGUUUUUGGAAGUAUUUCUUUAGACUGUUCUUGUUGGCCUAUUUAUAGAGUACAGUUUACUUAUAUUAAAAGAAAAAAAAAUUUCUAAAAUGAAUAUUUUAGUCAUGAAAUGAAUGUUUUUCUUGAGCAUCCUAAAGCAUGUUUGAACAAAACACUGAAUUUUAUAGAUUUUUACAUUGUUAGUAAAAUUUUAUUAAUUUUUUUUCUUCGUAUUAUGGAUAUAUUACUUCAUUACACAAGAAAAGUAAUAUGUAAUGGUACAUUCCCUUUUUUUUAAAAAAAAAAAAUUAGUAAUCUAGAUUUAUUUUAUUUGAAUGAAAUUUUUUUUGAACCAUUUGAUUUCUAAACUUAUUUUGUAAUUCUCUUAUCUGUUUUCUUUGUUGAUUCAAUUGUAAUUUAUAUACUCAUCAUUUAAUAAAACUGAUGAAAUGAU
Argiope bruennichi is the source of this 4246-nucleotide messenger RNA. RefSeq names its product phosphatidylinositol transfer protein alpha isoform-like. The record is from RefSeq and is a predicted model, not a curated record. The coding region runs from base 207 to 1016 and encodes 269 amino acids. The transcript has 13 exons. Gene Ontology annotation, molecular function: phosphatidylcholine binding; phosphatidylinositol transfer activity; phosphatidylinositol binding. Gene Ontology annotation, cellular component: cytoplasm. Lineage: Eukaryota; Metazoa; Arthropoda; Arachnida; Araneae; Araneidae. Gene Ontology annotation, biological process: phospholipid transport.